This is a messenger RNA of Tribolium madens (black flour beetle), 555 nucleotides long. RefSeq lists its product as uncharacterized. The record is from RefSeq and is a predicted model, not a curated record. The transcript has 3 exons. Lineage: Eukaryota; Metazoa; Arthropoda; Insecta; Coleoptera; Tenebrionidae. Bases 1 to 555 code for a protein of 184 amino acids.
AUGCACAAAGCGGUGGUCAUCCUUUGUGUGUUUUAUUUUUUUCAUUUAACUCUCACAGCUUUUAUGAAAAACCGCUAUGAGGUUGAGGUGGAAAACGUUCUAGCUUGUCCCAACAACAAACAAAUCGGGAGCCCCAUUCGAAACAUUAAAUUUUUGCGUUAUAACCGAACUCACAAAUCUCUGACUUAUGAUUUUACAUAUAGUCGACCACUUGAUGAGAAAAUCGGUGGUAGCGUUACAGUGGAAAGAUGGGGUGAUGGGGGUUGGAUUGGUAUACCUUUUAUGGGCUUUCAACCGAAUAUUUGCUCUUAUAUACUUAAAUUUUUUGGAAGUGUGUGGGUACAGUUUCAUAGGAGUUUAGGGAUUAAACAUCCGGAUAAGUGUCCCAUUCCUGCGGGGAAUUACUCGCUUAAGAAUUUCGUGAUUGAUACCGAAGAGAUUACGGUUCCGUUUUGGAGUGGACGGUUUAGGUUCACAACGACGUUUCAGGAUGUUGACACGAAACAAACCAUUUAUUGUCUUAUUUACAUAAUCAAAAUAAAUGAAGUUUUUUGA